GACACGUUGCGGACGGAAAAGCUGGAUGAUUCACACACCAAUUCUUUCUACAAUGAUUUCUCUGAGGAAAUCGACCGGGAAGCAAAAAGAUUGUUACAAAUCCUUCCAGCUUAUAAUCCUGGUGUUGGACGAGUAAGUCCUCAAUGCAAAAAACAUUCCGAAAUUUUUCAUAGGGAACUCGCUAAAUUCACUUUAUGGGCUCUUAAAAUGUACGAUGCAACAGCGAAAAUACCAUCUGGACUCUUGAACGGAAAUAUCAAUCAGUUUGGCGACUUCGACGAAUGUAUCGGAAUACAGGGAAGCGAAGGAAUUCAAGGACAAUAUUGUUUGGCGUAUCUUCAUUUGAAAAUCGACGAAUCACGAAUAGAUUUGAAGCAUCUUCAUCGGUUAGUGCAUUCGCAUUACGCUUUCAAAAGCAAUAUUACCGAUGCUGGACAUCGACUACCUCGAUAUAGUAUAGUAAACUGGGCAGUUUGUACACCAGCAUCAUGUAAUUUUAAAGAUGUUGAAACAUCUCUUCAUGAUAUUCUUACACGAUAUACAUCUCAAACUGGUCUAAAGAUUACAGUAAAGGUGAACAAAGAAAUGUGUCAAGUAAAAAGAAAAUCUAUACCAAAUGAAACUAUGUUUGUCAGUUUAUUUUUCAUGGCUAUAUUUGCAUUAACAAUCAUAGCAGCAUGUUAUGAUCAUUAUAAAAUAUCAACAAGUGAACUACUUUUAUCAUUUUCUUUGAAACGAAACUUUAAAAAGCUUAUAUCACUAGAACGAGGACAAAAUGAUAUAGCUACACUUCAUGGUGUAAGAGCUAUAAAUGCUAUAAUGUUGGUUUUAGCACAUAAAAGCAUGGCUCUUUUUUUUAAUCCUUAUUCAAAUAGAACAGAAAUGAGCGAAUAUCUUGGUAAACCAUGGACUGUCAUAGGAAGAGCUGCUAGUCUUUAUACAGAUCCAUUUAUAAUGCUUUCUGGCCUAUUAACAUCAUAUUCUUUUAUUGAAAAAUUAAAAAAAAAUGGCAAUUUAAAUAUUAAAGAUGAAUACUUAUCUCGUCUAAUUAGAAUAGUACCACCUUUAGCAACUCUGAUAUUGUUGUGUACUUAUGUAUUACCUUAUUUUGGUUCUGGACCACAAUGGAACUUAGUGAUAACUGAACAUGCAAAUAUUUGUAAAAGAACAUGGUGGAGAAAUUUUUUAUUUAUCCAUAAUUAUUUUGGUUUUGAGUCUAUGUGUCUCACACAUACUCAUCACCUAGGUAUAGAUACUCAAUUAUUUAUUCUUUCACCUUUAAUGAUACUUUUCCUUUAUAAGAAGCCAAAGACUGGAACUAUUUUUCUUGUUAUAUGUGCUUUAUUUUCAACAGCACUUCGAUAUUUUGUUACUUAUUAUAAAAAAUUAAAUAAUUAUGUUUUUUUUGGUACAUCAAUAAAACAAUUAUAUGAUACUGCAAAUUAUUCAUAUAUUCUACCAUCACAUAGAUUAACUGUUUAUAUAAUAGGAAUUUUCAUCGGUUAUUUACUAAGAUAUUUACCUAAAGAUUUUAAGAUGAAUAAAAUAACUUUAUAUAUAGGUUGGAUUUUAUGUACAAUAAUGUUUUGUUGUGCAUUUUUUGGACCUGCACAUAUGGGAUCUAUAAAUUAUAUAUAUAAUCCGAUAGAUGCAGCAAUGUAUAAUGCAUUUGCUCCUAUUGGUUGGUGUGCUAUUUUUGCAUGGGUAAUUGUGAUGCAUCAUACUGGAAAUACAAAUGGUUGGUUCGGUAAAUUUUUAGCAUGGAAAGGUUUUCUGAUCACUACAAAAUUGAGUUAUGCAAUAUAUUUAACACAGUUUCCAAUAUUCUUUUACAAUGUUGGAAGCAUUCGAAGUGCUGAGCAUUUUGAAUUCUUUAGCAUGCAAUUCAAUUUACAUGAACUUUUGUGGAUUAUUAUGUUGUCAAUAACUCUCACCUUACUAAUUGACACACCAUUUCAAAAUAUUAAAAAUUAUUUAAUGACAAAAUCUUCAGUGCCAAAAACAACAAAAUUAUUGAAAAUGCAAUAAUUUUAUCAAUAACUACAA
Molecule: messenger RNA, 2046 nt
Organism: Apis dorsata (giant honeybee)
Lineage: Eukaryota; Metazoa; Arthropoda; Insecta; Hymenoptera; Apidae
Product: nose resistant to fluoxetine protein 6-like
Exons: 12
Coding region: 208-2028 (606 amino acids)
Molecular function (GO): acyltransferase activity, transferring groups other than amino-acyl groups
Source: RefSeq, a predicted model, not a curated record